AUGUCAUCGGUCCCUGUAAGUCCAACCGUCGACGGUCUCCUCACUACAGAAAACGAGAACCACCGGUAUGCGAAGACGCCUCACUUGUGGGCCCUCGGUGUCGGCACCGUCAUCGGUGGCGAAUUUUACGGUUGGCAAUCUUCACUGAUCGCCGGCUUCGACGGUCUCCUCAUCAUUUUGGUUUUCGUGACGAUCCUCUACACGCUGUUGACAUUCUCGAUCGCUGAAAUGUCAGCCUCAAUCCCUUCGGGGGGAGGACCCUACGUAUUCUCACUACAUGGUAUCGGCCCCAAAGCUGCCUAUUUCGCUGGAUUAGCUGAAAUAGUUAAGGUCACUGCCACAGUUGCAACCACAUUUUACAGCAUCUUCCUGUACUUGGACGCUCUUUUCGGCCUGGACACCAACUACGGGCCGCUGUGGUGGAUCGGCUUAAACGUUCUUUUCAUCUCACUCAACAUAAUGGGUGUUGAAGCCACCUUCCGUGCGCAGGUGUUUGCAACCUUGCUAUCGACAGCAAUGCUAGUUAUCUUUUACGUUGGCGCGUUCACUAAACUUGACUACAAAACUUGGGUUGUGGAUCAAAAUUGGGAGUGGACAAAUUGGAGUGCCUCGAUUCAGGGUAUUUCGUUCGCACUAUGGUUCUACUUCGGCAUAGAAGAACUGCCGCUUGCUGUUGAUGAGACCAUCCAGCCCGAGAAGAAUAUCCCGCGUGGUAUCAUGUGGUCCAUGGCCACGCUAAUAAUUCUAGCUGUCCUGACCCUUGUCUGCAGCUCACUAAUCUACCCAGGUGCCGCCAUCGUUUUCGAGUCAACAGCUCCGUUGGUAGAGGGAUACAAAAGCGUCUUCGGCGGCAAUGGAACCACUUCUGGGUUUAUAUGGCUCACAGUGAUCGGUAUCAUUUCCAGCACUCAUUCGUUCGUAUAUUGUAUGAGCCGUUUGCUCUACGCGAUCGCGUGCGAUGGAUAUCUACCACAGUUUCUCACGAAGGUGCACCCGACGCGUGGUUCAGCCUACGCUGCUCUUAUCACUGGUGGUGUUGCGAACCAGGUCCUCGCUAUUAGUCUCUUCUACAUCGUCGGAAUUAUGGACUUGGGCGGAGUGCUCAUUAACCUCGCGUUGUUUGGUGCACUCAUUUCGUACUCGUUCCAGUUGGUGUCGUUCAUCAUGCUUCGAAUCAACCAACCAGAUCGGCCUCGACCCUAUCGCAGCCCAUUCGGCAUUGCAGGAGCUGUGGUUUGUCUCGUACUCUGUGCGGUGUGCUUCGCUGCCAUCAUCUACAGCGGCACUUCGAGUAACAAUUUCCUCAUUGCUGUUAUCACUGCGGUGAUCUUGUUCGCGGUCGGCACGGGCUAUUAUUUCAAGUCGGUGUUACCGCGUCUGAAGAGCGAAAAGUUUACUCAACUCUCGCCCAGGCCGUCCAAGAGCCUGCGUCAAAACCUCAUCAGCAUCCAGAGUAAUGUGUAAUUUGACUACAGUACGUUGCUAGCCGAAUGUUUCGUCGUUAAAUUAAUAGC
This is a messenger RNA of Phytophthora nicotianae INRA-310, 1514 nucleotides long. RefSeq lists its product as hypothetical. Gene Ontology annotation, cellular component: membrane. Lineage: Eukaryota; Oomycota; Peronosporomycetes; Peronosporales; Peronosporaceae. The record is from RefSeq and is a predicted model, not a curated record. The transcript has a single exon. Gene Ontology annotation, molecular function: transmembrane transporter activity. The coding region runs from base 1 to 1464 and encodes 487 amino acids. Gene Ontology annotation, biological process: transmembrane transport.